GGGAGGAGGCGGAAGUGCUGUGAUUAGCGGCAACCACUCGCUUCUGCCCGGGAAGUUCCAAUCUGCAGAGCGCAGAGGACGCCGGCUUCUCCUGUUUGGGUUCGUGGGGACCUGUAUUCUGAAAGGCUUCCCACCGAGACAAGUUGCCUGCUCUUGAGUGCCCACCUGUAUUGAAACGUGCGUGACCCUCACCUUAAGAGCAUCACCUGCCAGGAGGUGCAGCACUCCACCCUACAAGUGUGCCGACCCAGGCCCGGGGGAGUGCUGCCAGGACCAACUUCCUGAAUUGAUUGGUGUAGUGGUGUGUGGCUACAAAGACUUCCCAAUAUCUGUGCUGUAGGGAUUCCUGCAGAGAGCAACACUGUGUCCUGAUAGUACCCGCUGGCGUCACUUACCUGGAGUGGUUUGAAACCCUGAGAUGUUCAGAGGGGUUUGUCUCACAGACCCAAACAGUCUGCAUCUUCGCACUUUGUGCCCUCCUGAGAAUAGGCUGAUAUGCCUAAGGUAGUCCUGAAUGGUGUGACAGUGGAUUUCCCUUUCCAGCCCUACCAAUGCCAGCAAGAGUACAUGACCAAAGUCUUGGAAUGUCUCCAGAAGAGAGUGAAUGGCAUCCUGGAGAGUCCCACAGGCACUGGGAAGACACUCUGCCUCCUCUGCACCACACUGGCCUGGCGGGAACACCUCCGAGAUGCCAUUUCUGCUCGAAAGAUUGCUGAGAGAGCACAAGAGGAGCUUUUCACUGGUCAGACCUUGUCAUCCUGGGGGAAUGCUGCUGCUACCGAUGGAGACUCCAUAGCUUGCUACAUGGACAUCCCAAAGAUCAUCUACGCUUCUAGAACUCACUCACAACUAACUCAGGUCAUCAGCGAGCUUCGGAAUACCUCCUACCGGCCCAAGGUAUGUGUGCUGGGCUCCCGGGAGCAGCUGUGUAUUCACCCUGAAGUGAAGAAGCAGGAGAGUAACCACAUGCAGAUCCACUUGUGCCGCAAAAAGGUGUCGAGUCGCUCCUGUCAUUUCUACAACAAUGUAGAAGAGAAAAGCCUGGAGCAAGAGUUGGCCAUCCCCAUCCUGGAUAUUGAAGACCUUGUCAAGAAUGGAAACAAACACAAAGUGUGCCCAUACUACCUCUCUCGGAACCUGAAGCAACAAGCUGACAUCAUCUUUAUGCCAUACAAUUACUUGUUGGAUGCCAAGAGUCGUAAGGCACACAACAUUGAUCUGAAGGGGACAGUUGUGAUCUUUGAUGAAGCUCACAAUGUGGAGAAGAUAUGUGAGGAGUCAGCCUCCUUUGACUUGACCCCCCGUGAUGUAGCCUCUGGACUGGAGGCUAUUGAUCAGGUUUUGGAGGAACAAACUCAGGUGGCCCAGCAGGGUGAGCUCUACCUGGAGUUCAAUGCAGACACUCCCAGCUCAGGGCUCAACAUGGAGCUGGAAGACAUUGCAAAGCUGAAAAUGAUCCUGCUUCACCUGGAGAGGGCUAUUGAUGCUGUUGAGCUUCCUGGAGAUGACAGCGGCGUCACCAAACCUGGGAGCUACAUCUUCGAGCUGUUUGCUGAAGCCCAAAUAACAUUUCAAACCAAAGGCUGCAUUGUGGAAUCACUGGACCAGAUAAUCCAGCACCUGGCAGGACGUACCGGUGUGUUCACCAACACGGUUGGGUUGCAGAAGCUCAUGGACAUCAUCCAGAUUGUGUUCAGUGUGGACCCCACUGAGGGCAGCCCUGGUGUUGUGGCAGGAGUGGGUGCCGCACAGUCCUACAAGGUGCACAUACACCCUGAAACCAGCCACCGGAAGGCAGCUCAGCAGUCAGAUGCCUGGAGCACCACUACAUCCAGGAAACAAGGGAAGAUACUGAGUUACUGGUGCUUCAAUCCUGGCCACAGCAUGCGUGAGCUGGUCUACCAAGGAGUUCGUACCCUUAUCCUCACCAGUGGCACCUUGGCUCCACUGUCCUCCUUCGCCUCGGAGAUGCAAAUCCCAUUCCCAGUCUGCCUGGAGAACCCACACGUCAUUGACAGGAACCAGCUCUGGGUGGGGGUUGUUCCCAGAGGCCCUGAUGGAGUCCAGCUGAGCUCUGCCUAUGACAAACGGUUUUCUGAGGAGUGCUUGUCUUCUCUGGGGAAGGCUUUGGGCAACAUUGCUCGUGUGGUACCCCAUGGGCUUCUGGUCUUCUUCCCUUCCUACCCUGUCAUGGAGAAAAGCGUGGAAUUCUGGCGGGCCCAAGACUUGGCCAAGAAGGUAGAAGCACUGAAGCCUCUGUUUGUGGAACCCAGGAGCAAAGGGAGUUUCUCAGAGGUCAUUGAUGCCUACUACCAACGAAUUGCCUCCCCUGGGUCUAGCGGGGCCACCUUCCUAGCAGUGUGCAGGGGCAAGGCCAGCGAGGGGCUCGACUUCUCAGACAUGAAUGGGCGUGGUGUGAUUGUCACGGGCCUUCCAUACCCCCCACGCAUGGACCCCCGGGUUGUCCUUAAGAUGCAGUUCUUGGAUGAGAUGAGAGGCCAGAGCAGGACCAGAGGCCAGUUUCUCUCUGGUCAGGAGUGGUACCGGCAGCAGGCAUCUAGGGCUGUGAACCAGGCCAUUGGGCGAGUCAUCCGACACCGCCAUGACUAUGGGGCUGUUUUCUUGUGUGACCACAGGUUUGCCUAUGCUGAUGCCAGGGCCCAGCUGCCCUCCUGGGUGCGCCCGUACCUCAAGGUGUAUGACAACUUUGGCCAUAUCAUCCGAGAUGUGGCCCAGUUCUUCCGUGUUGCUCAGAAAAUUAUGCCUGUGCCAGCCCUCCAGCCUGUGACCUCAAGUGGUAGUGAGGGAGAAGCUGCUGUCAGGGUGGCUACAUUGUCUAGCACCCUCUCCACCAGGAAAGCCAUGAACAUCGAUGUACAUGUGCCCAGCCUGAGGCGGAAGUCCACAGGAUUGUCAGCUGUUGGGGACACUGAGAGGACCCUGUGUGUAGAGUAUGAGCAGCAGACAGUCUCUGCCCAGCAGAGGCCCAUGGGGCUGCUGGCUGCCUUGGAGCACAGUGAACAAAAAGCUGGGGCAACUGGAGAGGAGCAGGCACAUCGUGGCUCCACCCUGUCCUUCCGGUGUGAGAAGAGGCCCUCCGUUGAGCAGAGAGGUGGGAGGAAGAAGGUCAGGCUGGUCAACCAUCAGGAGGAGCCAGCGGCUAGCACACAGGCAGACAGAGCCAAGCUGUUCAUGGCGGCUGUGAAGCAGACAUUGAGCCAAACCAACUUCAACACCUUUACCCAGACCCUGCAGCACUACAAAAGCUCUGAUGACUUUGAAGCCCUGGUGGCCUCUCUUACCUGCCUCUUUGCUGAGGACCCCAAGAAGCAUACCCUACUCAAAGGCUUCUACCAGUUUGUACGACCCCACCACAAGCAACAGUUUCAGGACAUCUGUUUCCAGCUAACAGGCCGUGGCUACCAAUCAGAAUACAGCGUGCCCUGCAGAGCGCAGGCACAGCCAGCUCUGGACUCUACCGGUGAGCAAGGAAGGAGGGAGCCCGAGCCUAAGCUGACCUUGUCUGAAGGCAUGGACAAGCAGCUGGAUCCUGGCGAGCACCUGAACCAAGGGAGGCCCCACAUGUCCAUCCAGCUGCCCUCCAGAGGAGACCCUAGCAGCUGUCCACAAGUGGGAUCUGGAAUAGAGAAACCUUGCCAGCCUGCUGUGAGUGCCUAUUUCGCUGAUGUUAGCAAGGCUGUGGGCUCUGCUGGCUGUAGCCAGCUCAUGUCAGCGCUGAGGGCAUACAAACAGGAUGAUGACUUAGACAAGGUGUUGGCUGUGCUGGCAGCACUGACCACUGCAAGAUCUGAGGACCUACCCCUGCUACAGAGAUUUGGCAUGUUUGUGCGUCCACACCACAAGCCUCGCUUCCUGCAGACCUGUGCAGACCUGAUGGGCCUGCCCACCACAGGCUGGGGCUUGGAGCCGCCAGGUCCCCAGAAGGAGAGUGUUACUAUGCCUCUUAAGCUCAUCCACAAGAACCCUCAACCAGGACCCUCGAUGUCCAAGAAACCUGAGAAGACCCAGAGUAAGAUCUUGUCCUUCCUUAGACAAAGGCCAGACCAGAGUGCAGGUUCUGAUGAUACCACCACAGGGACUGUGUGGCCCCCAGCACUACCCCAUGGGCACAUGGAGCCCGAGUGGACAGGCUUCAUGUGUUUGAACUGUGGGGCAGAGGACACAGUGCUCUUCCAGUGCCCUUCCUGUGACUUCUACUGCUGCUGGGCCUGCUGGCAAGUGCAACUCCAGGUUGGCAUAUGGCCCUUUCCACCUCCUGCUAGGCAUCACCUCUGGUGGUGGGCCAAGAGGGAUAGGGUAUAUGCUCUUAGGCUGCAGUGCCUAGCAGGUAUCUCCACAGGCCUCUAGGAUGUGUCCAGCUUGUCAUGCUGUCAACAGGAAGCAGAGCAUCACACAGGUCUUCUGGCAGGCGCCCCAGUGAGCACCAGUGGACACCCUUGGGAGCCCUGAUGUGGCCUGUUACCUUCUAUUGUGGGCCAAGACACAGGCUGACCCACUGCAGCCUUCCACACAAGUCUCCCUUGGCUCUCCAGUAGACACUAAACCUACUUGUGAGAGGCCCUGAAACCGUAAGGCAGGUCUGGGGUAGGUCUGCUAGUCUCUUCAGAGCACUGGCUGGUUUGUGAGUGGAGCCCCCAGGCCUAUGUCAGCAUUACCUAAGGGGUAGCCUUUCUAAUAAAACCAACAAUGGUC
This is a messenger RNA of Nannospalax galili (Upper Galilee mountains blind mole rat), 4713 nucleotides long. It is a transcript of the gene Rtel1, whose product is annotated as regulator of telomere elongation helicase 1. Gene Ontology annotation, biological process: negative regulation of t-circle formation; DNA recombination; negative regulation of DNA recombination. Bases 496 to 4368 code for a protein of 1290 amino acids. The transcript has 36 exons. The record is from RefSeq and is a predicted model, not a curated record. Gene Ontology annotation, molecular function: ATP binding; DNA helicase activity; hydrolase activity, acting on acid anhydrides, in phosphorus-containing anhydrides. Lineage: Eukaryota; Metazoa; Chordata; Mammalia; Rodentia; Spalacidae. Gene Ontology annotation, cellular component: nucleus.